Messenger RNA from Plodia interpunctella (Indianmeal moth), 901 nucleotides. RefSeq lists its product as uncharacterized. The record is from RefSeq and is a predicted model, not a curated record. Lineage: Eukaryota; Metazoa; Arthropoda; Insecta; Lepidoptera; Pyralidae. Bases 162 to 869 code for a protein of 235 amino acids. The transcript is spliced from 8 exons.
ACUGGUACCUUUGUCUUGAGGUACUACAGAAUGUCAGACUAGAAGAUAUGGCGUAAUCAGCAUAUCGAUAUCAGUCAAUUUAAUUAUGUCCUUAUCAGUUAAUCCACAAUAGUCAGUUUGACAACCUGCACCAAUCGCGCAGUUUUAUAUAAGGGUACACAAUGAAGAUAAUCUGGAUAUGUCUCACUUUUAUUUGGGCAGCUGCAGCCCUACCGUUGGAGAGCAAUAAAAUUGAAGAUAUUUUGAGGAAUGACAACCCCAGCCUAAUAGAAGGCAUAAUUUUGGGCUUGCUAGAUGACCUUAGGGACACUAUCUACAACGGCUCAGAUGAACUACCUGUCCUGGACCCUCUGGUUAUUGACGAGCUGGUCCUGAAUGAUGAUAUUAUUCCACUACCUGGCGCACGCUUGCACUUAAAAGAUACGACAGUGAAGAACUUGGGAACCUUCGAUGUGGAUGAGCUUUCUGUCACGGCGUGGUUGCUUGUCAAUUAUGUUCACCUGUCCGGGUACAUACCUGUCAUAGACAUCGAUAGCGAAUAUUACGAUCUUUCUGUGUCAGCAUUGGGUUACAACGUGUUCGGAACUGGUAGAGCGGGUGUCAAAGUAAUCAACCCGAGGUUAACAGCAGACCUCACCAUACAAAUUGGAAUAAUUAGUGGGGUCACACUAACACAUUGUGACGUCCGGUUCACUCUAGGUGCUUUUGAGCCUGAAGUAACUGGGAUGUUUGGACACGAGGGAGCUAGCGAUUUCGUUAAUUGGUUUUUGGCAGACCUGGUGCCAGAACUAGUAAAAUUUUACGAGGAUGAAAUCAAUGACUUCCUUAGCACCAUAGUGAGAGACAUUGUGACAGAAGCCUUGCCUUAAAUUAAUCUGAAUAAAAAAUACCACGAAAAAUA